UCUUCGCGCCCUUUCAGCUUCAACAGAUUUCCAAUGCCCACAAAAAUGGCCGCCACUUCACGUGCUCCGUUCUCCGUUCGUGUCAGUAUCCUAACCACGUCGACGCCGCUCGCCGGCGACACAAUUCCGGCACCAGUAAUCUCAGAACAGCAGACACCCAAUUUGCAGUCGCUGGUCGCGGCAGCUCCGCCCACUACGGUGGCCAGAAAUCUAGGGUUCCGCCCCUCCCCUGAAUUGGGGCUUCUCUCUCAUUUGUUCGUUCUCUCCAUGGCUUUUGGUGCGUUUUUCUCAGUAGCCGUGUUUUCCAUUGCAACGUUAAUUCUGAAUACACAGAGCAACAAAAUACAGAAGAAACAAGCACAAUCAGAGAACAAUCAAACGCAGAAAAGGAACCAAAUUCAAAAGCAAUCCAGGAAGCAGAAUUAGCAGAAGCAGGAUAAAACACAGGGGCAAGCACAGAGGAAGCACAGAGGCCAAAAAGGACCAUUACCAAACCAUGUUACCUGCGGGAUUUCGUGGAAUGAGCUGGCAGAAAAAGGUGCCCAGCAACGUAGCAAUCCACCUUUAUUUCAUCUUGUCGGCUGAGGUGGCACAAUUCUGUUAGGAUUAGAUUCCAUUUGCGUUUUGUCUUUUCUUCCAAGGCUACAUGCCAGAAAAAUGAAUCGUUAGAGCUCGUAGUAGAAAACUCUAUAUAAACAGAAGAGCAAUGUAUCUAAGGAUUCAAGCAAUAAUACAGAUUUCCUUUCCUCAUCUUGUUUCUGGAGGUGCCUAGGCCUCUAAAGCUAAGAAUUCUCUCUUUGCUCCUAACACUAAUGUUCAAGCAGUUGCUGUUUGUUUCUUGCACAGGCUUUUGGAAGAUUAGGAGCUUCAGUGAAGAAAUUGUCAAAGGUUGUUUCGGAAGAGGUGCCUGGAACUUUAUAUUCUCUGAAACUUUCUAGCGUGGAGCUGAGCGACUUACCCAACAACUUAGUAAUAUCAGGCAUAAAAUUGCAGGAUUCAUAAGGAAAUGAAGGACAGGAGCACUGCCAGAUCAAGAUCCUUUCGCAAAAAGAAUGCAACCUCAGGUUGCCAACAUUGCUUCGGUGAGCAAGCUUAUAUGUUUCUGGAAAUGAGCUUGGUUGGUUGGUUGAAUGGAAAUCACUGAAUAGAUGUAAAGUGAUUUCUGUCAUAUGGUUUCAGUUGAAAAUUGAAAUUACAAGCUGUAUAUUGAAAUAUGAUCACAAGGAACUGUUGGGAUUCUAAGUUUGAAGCUGAUGUUGCAAAAUAAUGAGAACAGCAGCUCAAUGAGGGUUUCUAUGUUGAUCCUGAGACUAGUAAAUUACCGACAUUGACUCAAUCAAUGUUGGCUAAUUUGGGGUUGGCGGGUAUCGAGUUUGUCUGUGGUGGAUGAUGUGAACAAUUUUGUAAGAGCUGCAAUGUCUAUCACGGUCUACAUUUUGAAGCGUUGAACAAUUUUGUAAGAGCCACAAUGACUAUCGUGGUCUACGUCUUGAAGCAUUAGAAAAUUGAUCCGAAUGCAUUUGGAUCCUUGGUUU
This is a messenger RNA of Glycine soja, 1535 nucleotides long. RefSeq lists its product as uncharacterized. Bases 34 to 426 code for a protein of 130 amino acids. The record is from RefSeq and is a predicted model, not a curated record. The transcript is spliced from 4 exons. Lineage: Eukaryota; Viridiplantae; Streptophyta; Magnoliopsida; Fabales; Fabaceae.